Molecule: messenger RNA, 747 nt
Organism: Penicillium canariense
Lineage: Eukaryota; Fungi; Ascomycota; Eurotiomycetes; Eurotiales; Aspergillaceae
Product: anticodon-binding domain-containing protein
Exons: 3
Coding region: 1-747 (248 amino acids)
Source: RefSeq, a predicted model, not a curated record
AUGGCGGAGAAUAAGCGCCAGAGUUCCGGUGCGAAAGGAUCUCAAGCUUCCGCUGGCACUGCGACUGCGUCCGGAAUGGCGGCGAACAUGGUGCCCUUGGAGGCUGCGUUGAGCGGCGCAAUCGGUGCUCGUGUCCGCAUCACAACCGCUACGCCAAACGCCUCCACCUUUGAGGGUCUACUUUUCACUGCGUGCCCUAUCACCAACCUAGUCGCGAUCAACACAUCCCCCUCUCCACCGGCCGGAGAUGCUAAGCAGGCACAGAGCGGCGACUACCACGUCAUUCCGGUAUCCCGCAUCCAAUCGUUCCAACUGCUCGCUCUUCCUUCAUCAAAUUCCUCCGAGUCCCCUUCCUUCACCGAUGCGCACCCUCCGAUCCAGGCGCUUGAUACCCGUGCGCUGAAGGCACGCGAGGCCAAGGCCAUCGGUGAGGCGAUGGAUCGCGAGGCGCGUCGUGGAAAGGGUGUCACUCGCGAGGCUCAGGAUAUCUUCGAUGCUUUCAGCCGGACCAUGCCUGCUCGUUGGAAUGGACAAAACAUCGUGGUUGCGGAUGCCGUGGCAAUUGCCCCUCCCUACCGGGUCGACGAUUGCCGUUCAUUGGUAGAGGGCGACACGGCUGCGCUUGCUCGAGUGCGCAAGGUGCUCGAGAUGGAGCGCAAAAAGAUCGAGCUUCGCAACGCGAGCGCAACCAUCGGAUCGACCAGCACUUUCGCCCGCAACGCAGGCGACCAGCGGAAAGGCGGAUAA